Adineta ricciae is the source of this 203-nucleotide messenger RNA. The record is from the annotation of a GenBank genome assembly. NCBI's taxonomy places the organism in Eukaryota, Metazoa, Rotifera, Eurotatoria, Adinetida, Adinetidae.
UACUUCUCUCUUAUAAAGUUGCGAGUAACACGAUUCCAAGGCAUCCCAUGGAUAGAGCUCGUCGAGCUGCAUCUGGAACGCUAGUUGGAACGGUUUUGGCUGGAGCUAUGAGGAUUCCAAGGCAUCCCAUGGAUAGAGCUCGUCGAGCCGCAUCUGGAACGCCGGUUGGAACGGUUGGAACGCACUGCUGUGCGAAUCGCUGA